CCUCCACCUCCACCUCCUCAGUCUGUGUCACAGUAAUACUGGUGUCAGACUGAGUGAACACAUUCACCUCGUUCCUCCCUGACAGCAGGAGAGACAGCAAAGCAACAUGAGUCAACCUGGAGACAACUAUGGCAAAAACAUUCAGAAACACAGAGAUUCAAAUUUGCAGUACUUGUCAUGUGAACAACAGGAACAUCAACAGAGACAUGGGUUGUUUGACUGAUGAGGAACGAUUCAAAAAGAAUCUUGAAGUGACAAGAUCUGCUGUGCGACAAAAAGAUGAAGAAUGGAAAUCAAUCAAAGACAGUUUGGCUGAGAUGGAAGCAUUUUACAAAGUGAAACUUCGUGGAGAGGGUUUGGCUGAAAUGGAAACAUUUUACAAAGAGAAACUUGAAGAGGAAAGGUCUGCUCGAAAAGAAAUAGAGGAAGACUUCCUGUCAUUCAAAAACAGAGUGGCACCAGACCUGGCUCUGUCAAGAAGGGCAGGAAACACUGAAAACAUGAACAGCCCAGUCAGUGAAAGCAAACUGAAAAAGAUGUAUGACAAACUGAAACUACACCAGUGGCCUAAAAUCAAAGAUCAUCUGAAAUCUGAAGGAGCGAAAUUAGAGAAGGCCAGAGCUUAUAUUCAGAACCAGUUUAAAGAAGCAGCAGAUAAAAUGGAGAGAAAGAAGCAGCAGAUAAAUGAAGUGUUCAGACUGACUGAGAGUAGCAGUGGACCAACUCCUCAGAAGGUUGAAGAGUUGAGACAAUCAGUGAUACAGAGUCUUCAGCUGGCUGUUUACCACAGCAGGACAGAUGAUAAGACUCCUGUUCCUCAACAUGGAGAUCACUACCUCCAGAAAAUCAUGGAGAAGUUCGAACUUGAAUGCUACUGGUUGGGUUGCUUGAUGGCUUUAAACAAUCCUCCUCUUCAGCCGGACUGGGAGAAUCACAUUCCCGGGAUGGAUGAGUGGGACAUUUUCCCAAAGGAGAUCAGAGCUGUUUCUGCCUUUUAAAGGAUUCAAAGUCAUCAGUGAAGCACAGAAUCUGCUAACCUGUGUGGUUGUAUUUUCUGUUUCUUUUGUGUUCACUCUUUGGGUUAUUUUCAUUGAUCACUUUUCAGCCUUGUAAACAAGAAUCAUUUUGUUCAACUGAAAUUUUAAAUAUUUUUUAUUUCAACAAUUUAGAGAUGACUAAACAGUUAAAAAUAAAUAAAUAGCUUCCUGGCCACUGUAUUAGAUGCACCCAUACAAUCUCUCUUUAUCAAGCUUAAAAAGGACAUCUUUUGUUAAACUGUCUGUUUGAUGUUAAUUAAUCUACAGUAUAUCCUUAUUACUGAGGUCGUAGUCAGAGGUGUUGUUGUACUGAGCUGCUCUAUAUUGAAAAUAUGUUUCUAAUAUUCUUCCUCCAUCAUGUUUGUAAAUGGACAAAACAUCAGAAGCACCUCUCAGUAUAAAGUUGUUCAUUUCCUCACAGCUGUAACCUACAACCUCAGAGAUAAACAGAGAUGAACACCCCUCUGACAGAGACAGUUCAAAACUGAACAUCAUUAUCUUUGUAAAGGUUAAAUUUAAGGCUGAGCUGUUGGAUUGGAUUGCAUUAGAUUUCACAGGUGUCCCUACAAGGUGGCCACUGAGUGUGUAUAAUAAACACACUUAAUAAAGUGAUUUAAUAAGUAAAGAAACUGGUGCUACAGAAUAUUACUACUGUUGCUGGUUUUUGGGAUUUAUUCUAAACUUCCACCAGUGCCCAGAUAUUUUGGUUCAGCUUUAGCACUUUGAGGCUCAAGUGGUCUUAGUGUUGAUUAAUUUAGUCCAGGAGGUUUGUCACCAAGUUCUCCAUUGUUAUGAUAUCCAGACCACCAUCCCAGCUCUGAGGGUUAUGUACACUGUUGUAGUUUUACCUUGAAGGUGCUGAGUGAAACUAUAUCUGAUAAUUACAUUGUGUAUGGUUGGGGUUGUGCCUGGUAUAUCACAGGGUUGGGCUAUGAUAUUAUUUUGAUUACAUUUGUUUUACAAGAGCGUCCGGGUCAAGAUAAUUAACCAUGUCUGUAUGUGAUGCCUUGGGAGUAAUGUCAUGUUUUUAAAGACUUUUACUGAUGUUGUUGUAGUUUCCUGUAGCUGCCACUGGAUGUCUCCACUGAGUCGUAUUUCACUGACAACUCAUUUAAUCAAAGAGAGGAGCUCAUCUCUUGUCCUAGAGUGACACCUGAAGACUUGAUGAGGGAAUGGAGGAAGUUUAGACUAAACUAAAAAUUUAUUUUAGGUUUUUAUGGCAACAGCAACAAACCAGCUUCUCAGCUGUAAAGAGGUCAGUUUUUAAUAAUGUAAAGAUUGUUAAUAUAACUGUACAUUAAAAACUACACUUGCUGUUAUCUUACUCACAGUUUAUACAGGAGUACAUAUCAAAGACCAGCAGAUGUCACUAUGUUAACUGUGAAGGCAGCUUUUUCACAGGAAAAAUAAAGAGAGCGUAAAUGAAUUAACAUCAUGAGUGACAGUUACCAAUCCAAUACCAAUUUUGUCUUUAUCUGUUUUUUGUAGUUCUGUAACUUUAGAGACAGUGAAAUAAAAAAGCAAAAGAAAAUCUCAAGUUCUAA
Molecule: messenger RNA, 2581 nt
Organism: Lates calcarifer (barramundi perch)
Lineage: Eukaryota; Metazoa; Chordata; Actinopteri; Centropomidae
Exons: 11
Coding region: 129-998 (289 amino acids)
Source: RefSeq, a predicted model, not a curated record